AUUAACGAAUGUAUUUGCCUAAAGGGCAUUAAGUUUACAAAACACAAUAAAGUAAGUCAUUAUGGCGGGCGACAAGAUGCUACAGCGGUGAGAACUUGCCGGAUAUUAAGUAUUUUUGUGGAAGUAAAAUUUGUUCAGUUUCAUAUUUGUUUCGUGUAUGGGAUAACCGAAAUUUUGAAUACCAUGGUGAAAGAGAAGCCUAAUUCAACCCGAAUAUAUGAUGAAGAAGGCUAUCGUAGACGGGCAGCUUGUAUCUGCGUAAAAAGUGAACUGGAGAAAGAGGUGCUGCUGGUGACGUCAUCGCGACGGCCGGACCACUGGAUCGUGCCCGGGGGUGGCGUCGAGCCUGAUGAGGAGCCCAGCGUCACGGCUAUCCGAGAAGUUAUCGAGGAGGCCGGCGUAUGCGGGAAGCUGGGCCGCUGCCUCGGAGUUUUCGAGAACAGUGAGCGGAAACACCGGACGGAAGUGUUUGUACUCGUUGUGACAGAGGAGCUACCUGAAUGGGAGGAUGCCAAGAGCAUGGGUCGUAAACGCAAGUGGUUCACUGUGGAGGAUGCUCUCGAGCAGCUAUCACUCCACAAGCCAGUCCAGUUGGCAUAUCUGCAGUCACUUCUUACCUGUCGGAACGACAAGGUCACCUGAAUAGUUCCAGAUGUCCCGAAUGUGUGUUUGCUUGCAUGCGUGUAGCUGUGCCUCAGUCACCAGUAUGAAUGGUCAUUCAUGAAUGGCCCAUCUCAAAAAGAUCUGUUAUGUUAGUCACGAUUUUUGUAGGACAACCCUGUUCAUUUUAUUCAUGUAAUAUUUUAUCAUUGGCUAUUUUAAAUAUAUACAUCUUUCAUCCACAUUAA
Messenger RNA from Zootermopsis nevadensis, 848 nucleotides. RefSeq names its product diphosphoinositol polyphosphate phosphohydrolase 1 Aps (gene Aps). The record is from RefSeq and is a predicted model, not a curated record. Gene Ontology annotation, molecular function: diphosphoinositol-polyphosphate diphosphatase activity; bis(5'-adenosyl)-pentaphosphatase activity; bis(5'-adenosyl)-hexaphosphatase activity. NCBI's taxonomy places the organism in Eukaryota, Metazoa, Arthropoda, Insecta, Blattodea, Termopsidae. Gene Ontology annotation, cellular component: cytoplasm; nucleus. Gene Ontology annotation, biological process: diadenosine pentaphosphate catabolic process; diphosphoinositol polyphosphate metabolic process; diadenosine hexaphosphate catabolic process.